Syzygium oleosum is the source of this 1530-nucleotide messenger RNA. RefSeq names its product nicotinate N-methyltransferase 1. The coding region runs from base 105 to 1178 and encodes 357 amino acids. Lineage: Eukaryota; Viridiplantae; Streptophyta; Magnoliopsida; Myrtales; Myrtaceae. The transcript has 4 exons. Gene Ontology annotation, biological process: methylation. Gene Ontology annotation, molecular function: protein dimerization activity; O-methyltransferase activity; S-adenosylmethionine-dependent methyltransferase activity. The record is from RefSeq and is a predicted model, not a curated record.
GUACUGAUACGCCCACCCUCUCUCUCUCUCUCUCUCUCUCUCUCUUCAUCACUCACCACUGACCACUCAGGCUCGCACCAGAGACGAACGUCCCUUAUCCAUCCAUGGGCGGCGACGAAACCUCCGACGCCCGGAACACGGCGAGGCUCCGCAUCCUGGAGCUCGCCAACAUGAUCAGCGUCCCCAUGUCCCUCAAUGCCGUCGUCCGCCUCGGCGUCCCCGAUGCCCUCUGGCAGGGCGGCUCCAACGCCCCCCUCUCCGCCUCCGAGAUCCUCUCCCGUUCCCUCCCCAAGGGCGGUGGCGACGCCGAGAACCUCCAGAGGCUCCUCCGCAUGCUCGCCAGCCACGGCGUCUUCGAGGAGCACGUCGCCUCCGGCUGCUCCGAGCGGAGGUACUCGCUCACCGAGGUCGGGAAGACCCUGGUCACCGACGCCGAGGGCCUGUCUUACGCCGCCUACGUGCUCCAGCACCACCAGGACGCAAUGAUGAGGGCGUGGCCGCUGGUGCACGAGGCGGUGGCAGACCCCGCCACGGAGCCCUUUGCAAAGGCCAACGGCAACACCGCGUACGCCCACUAUGGGAAGAACCCGGAGAUGAACGAGCUGAUGCAGCGGGCCAUGUCGGGGGUGUCCGUGCCGUUCAUGAAGGCAAUACUGGACAGCUACGAUGGGUUCUCCGGGGUGGGGAGGCUGGUCGACGUCGGCGGGAGCGCGGGGGAUUGCCUCCGGAUGAUCAUGCGGAAGCACGAGCACGUGCGGGAAGGGAUCAACUUCGACUUGCCGGAGGUCGUGGCCGAAGCGCCUCCUAUUCCCGGGGUGACCCAUGUUGGUGGUGACAUGUUCAAGUCCGUCCCUGCUGGUGAUGCCAUUUUCAUGAGGUGGAUAUUGACGACUUGGACGGACGACGAGUGCAAGCAGAUACUGGAGAACUGCUUCAAGGCACUCCCGGUGGGAGGGAAGCUGAUCUCCUGUGAGCCAGUGCUACCGAAGCACUCGGAUGACAGCCACAGGACUCGGGCACUUCUCGAGAAUGACAUCUUCGUGAUGACCAUCUACAGGGCCAAGGGCAAGAACAGGACCGAGCAGGAAUUUCAGCAGCUCGGCAUCUCCGCCGGCUUCCCUAGUUUCCGAGCACUGUACAUCGAUUACUUCUAUGCCGUGUUAGAGUUCCAGAAGUGAAAGAGUGUCUUGGAAGAGGGACUAAUGAUAAUGCUCUACUGGAGGCAUUGUCCACACAAUAUUAGUAAGAUGUGGGGGCUACUACCGUCAAUUUAAUUUUCGGAUUGAGGCUCUUUUGACCCCGCACUUGGUAAUUAUCAUCUAUCUGUCUUUAAUUACUCAGCGUCUUGCACUACCUGUUCGUGAGUAUACAUGUCACUCAGUUACGACAAGCAUCAAAUGAAUAAUACGAAAGUGACAAGGCAUUAAUCAUAGAGAUUAUGCCUUGCAGAGGGGUUGCUCCUUUUGCUGUAUAAGCUGCUUCCAUCUUUCUUUUCAUUCCAGUUAUGCAACAUGGGAGACGUUCUAAUUC